Messenger RNA from Sycon ciliatum, 586 nucleotides. RefSeq lists its product as uncharacterized. Lineage: Eukaryota; Metazoa; Porifera; Calcarea; Leucosolenida; Sycettidae. The record is from RefSeq and is a predicted model, not a curated record. Bases 239 to 586 code for a protein of 115 amino acids. The transcript has 8 exons.
GCUACCCGGUGGGCUCUUUUCAAUCAGUUCCAAACUGGAAACCCUGCAAUUGUCAGGCAAUAAAUUGACAACUUUACCCAGUGUAUUGUUCCAACAAACCAGUGCCCUGCGAAACAUACGCUUGGACAAGAACCAUCUGAAUUGGCUGCCGUUGACUCUUUUCGCCAACACAACUAGCCUUACAAAACUGAACUUGUCUGGCAACGCCCUAACAGCUCUGCCCCGCGGUGUGGUCCGCAUGCAACAAUUCCAGGUUCUUGAUAUAAGUGGACAAUCGCUGGCUUUGGACCACCGUCUGUGUGAGCUAAUUGGACUCAGCAGUAAUGUGUCAAUCCUAGCUGCCCCAGCCGUCCUGGCCUACAUCCGCAACCAGCUCAGUAUAAGCUAUUGCCAGAGUUCAUGUGCAAACAUCCCAGCCUCGGAGAACCCCUGUCCCAAGACGACGGAGUACUGCGUCGGUCUAGUAUCCAACUAUCAUUGCUUUGAUCAAUGCUACCAUGGAACUAAACAAGGUUCCACAGGAAAAUGCAUCUGUAAUCAGGGAUAUUUUGGUGCACAUUGUGAAAAAAAAUCCACGGCUGUUUGA